UAUAUAUAUAUAUGCACUCUGAUAUUACCCAACCUAUCCUUCAGAUUUUCACAAUGGAGUUGAAGAGUAUACUAGGAUAUUUGCAGAACAAGACCAUCUUAGUAACCGGAGCCACUGGCUUCCUUGGAAUGGUAUUUGUGGAGAAAAUACUAAGGGUUCAACCAGAUGUGAAAAAGCUUUAUCUUCUUUUAAGAGCUUCGGACACCAAGUCAGCCACAGAUCGCAUGCAUAAUCAGAUAAUAGGGAAGGAGUUGUUUAGCGUUCUUAGAGAGAAAUGGGGUGCGGAGUUUGAUUCUUUCAUAGCAAAAAAAGUUGUGGCUGUACCAGGAGACGUAACUUUUGAUGACCUAGGAGUGAAAGAGUUCAAGUUGAGAGAAGACAUGUGCACUGACAUUGAAAUCAUACUUAACUCUGCAGGAACCACAAAUUUUGAUGAAAGAUAUGAUAUUGCACUGAGUGUCAAUACAUUUGGAGUUCAACACGUACUCAGCUUUGCAAAGAAAUGUCUAAAGCUAGAGAUGCUGCUCCACGUGUCAACUGCUUAUGUAUGUGGUGAAAGGGAUGGACUUAUACUAGAGGACUCAUCUUCAUUUGUGCUUGACUCAUCUUGCAUGGAUGAGAUGGAAAAGGAGAUCACUAAAUUUGAUUUCAAAGUGCAAGAGAAGAAUUUGGUGGAAGAGAAACUGAAUGAACUAAAAGCACAAAAUGCGACAGAAGAAGUUAUUACAACCACGAUGAAGGAUUUUGGCAUUGAAAGGGCUAAAUUGUAUGGAUGGCCAAACACGUACGUAUUCACAAAGGCAAUGGGAGAAAUACUUCUAAGACACUCAAAAGAUAAUCUAUCCGUCGUCAUCAUACGUCCUACUGUAGUCACCAGUACUUACAAAGAGCCAUUUCCAGGUUGGGUCCAAGGUUUCAGAACCAUUGAUAGCGUAAUUGCUGGUUAUUGUAAAGGAAAGGUGACAUGUUUGCUUGUGGAUCCUAUGUCAGUAUUUGAUAUGGUUCCUGUUGAUAUGGUGGUAAAUUCAAUAACUGUAGCAAUGGUGGCAAAUGCAAAUAAAUCGUCUAGUAUCAUUUACCAUGUGGGAAGUUCUAUGAGAAAUCCUAUCAAUUUCCUUAAUAUUCACAGUUUUAGCUUCCGAUACUUCACAAAAAAUCCAUGGAUUGACAAGGAUGGAAAGCCUGUCAAGGUUGGCAAGCUUAAAUUCUUCAAGACUAUGGCUACUUUUCGCAUGUAUAUGCAAAUUCGCUUCAUGCUACCUUUGGAGGGUUUAAAGUUCGUGAGCAAAGCAUUUGGCGAAUAUUUCCAAGAUCUGUAUGUCAACUAUAAUCAGAAACUCAAAUUGGUGAUGCGCUUGGUAGAGCUAUACGAGCCCUAUAUGCUAUUCAAGGGCAUCUUUGAUGACAACAAUGCCGAGGAUCUGCGAAGGAUAACAAGGGAGAGUUUCGUCGAAUCGGAAACUUUCAAUUUUGAUCCAAAAUGCAUUGAUUGGGAAGACUACAUUAUGCACACACACAUACCUGGCCUCCAGAAACAUGUUAUGUUGAAACGAUAAUGGAGAGGUUCACGCAUUAACUGUACUUGAACACAAUAUUCAUAUUGAAGUUUCUACAUGGAGUUGAGCUAAACGCUGUUAGUCUCUUUCUCACUCAAAAAUGAUUACUAGAGAAGAGGACGUGGACAGUUGUAUUGAAGAA
This is a messenger RNA of Prunus avium (sweet cherry), 1698 nucleotides long. The record is from RefSeq and is a predicted model, not a curated record. NCBI's taxonomy places the organism in Eukaryota, Viridiplantae, Streptophyta, Magnoliopsida, Rosales, Rosaceae.